UGAAGGAGUUUUGGUAAAUGAAUGUUUUCUUCAUUUUUCCGUUUGGGAUAUGUUUUGACAAUCAAAAAAGAGAUAAGCAGAGCAAUCGACGUCAUAUACUGCAAGGGCAUUGCACAAUCAUCUUGUCCUGUAUCUCAUCAAAUCCAAAGAAACCCAUUGUGGAGUCGUCCCCCCUCCCCGCCAAACUGUCCCCACACCACCAAUGUGCAUGCCCAUUGCGAGCACAUAUCUCUUCCUUCUCCUUCUUACUCUCCCCACAAUCUUCGCCGUAGAUCCUACUGAACCACCACCACCAACAUGUCCACCAGCACCCAGUUCCCAGCCCAAAAUGGGGUUCAGAGUCCUAUGGGGCAUCGACAUCCCGCUAGGAUCGACCGCGGCGUUGCCGCUAUUAGAGCGUGUCGUCACGGCGAAUUCCGCUUGUGCCUGUGGAGAUGUCUGUGGAGUUGCGAACCAGCGAUGUGAUUGGUGGGUGUGGGAUGGGACUCUGUGUUUUUUGCGAACUUUAAAUAGGAAUGGGGUGUGUGCUUCGCUAUUCAAUGUCUUUGUUCUCUGCUUUCAUGACCGUCGAAUGACAUACUCCAAUCAAGCAGGCAAAGUACACUACGGUCUUUCUCUCGUCUCCUGACUACCCUCUCCUUGGUGACCUACCUGCCAGCUUUCCAUCCCAAAAUCUGACAACCAUCACCUCCCCACCAGACAGGGCCCCAAUUACUCUUGAAGAAUGCCUAUCCCACUGUCAAAACAUAUCUAGUUGCGCGUACAUAUCAUGGAGGAACAAGGAAUGCCAAUUGCGCUCUGGCGUCCCCGAUGCAACUAAAGUCACUGGGUUGUGGGAUCCGAGAGCGCCGUGGUCGACAGGACAAACGACACCCAAUUGGAGGGUGGUCCCAGAUGAGGCGCAUAGGGGACUUGUCCCGGGUAUUAUAGCUGCUUUGGUGGGCGCUUACAUUAUUACUGGGGCUGUGGUUGGCUACCGUUACUGGCGACGCUCAAAGCAAAACCUAGCGGUAAAUGGAGGACAGGCUUCCCUGCUUCAUGAGGAACUUCCUGUGAGGACUGCAACAGCUGUACCGUCCUCUGAUGUUCCUCCCCCGUUAGCACCCAUCCCAUUACCCAACCAUGCUGGCACUGACCGCGAAGCAUCGGAUACAAUCAUAGAAAUCCCGACCACAUAGCUCCACAUCCGAGCAUCCUUUCCCGCGUCCACACACCGCACUCAACACCUUUCGUUCACCGAUUGAAGGACUGAAUCAACAUAUUCAUAGUUUUCCGUCCCUGUAGUUUAAGAUUCGUCCCUUAAUGUAAAUAAUAGUAAAUAGGUCGUUAUGUAGUUCCUCCCCAGUGACCACAGAUUGAUAUGCCACAUCAGUCAAAAAAUUGCAGAAGAGUGCAUUUAUAAAGUGAAGUGAAGCGGCGGCCAAUGAUUGCUAGGAAGUUCAACGCCGGCA
Messenger RNA from Spizellomyces punctatus DAOM BR117, 1451 nucleotides. RefSeq lists its product as uncharacterized. NCBI's taxonomy places the organism in Eukaryota, Fungi, Chytridiomycota, Chytridiomycetes, Spizellomycetales, Spizellomycetaceae. The transcript has 2 exons. The record is from RefSeq and is a predicted model, not a curated record. Bases 203 to 628 code for a protein of 141 amino acids.